Tetrahymena thermophila SB210 is the source of this 513-nucleotide messenger RNA. Its product is annotated as transmembrane protein, putative. The record is from RefSeq and is a predicted model, not a curated record. The transcript is spliced from 2 exons. NCBI's taxonomy places the organism in Eukaryota, Ciliophora, Oligohymenophorea, Hymenostomatida, Tetrahymenidae.
AUGUUGUUUUUGGUUUAUAUGCAGCUUUUUUUAUGCCUUAUAUCCUUAAAAUAGAUAAGCCUAUUGACGAAUAUUAACCUAAAAUAGUAUAUAUUGGAGCAGCAUCUGGAUUUAUAGGGUUUAUAACUCUUGUAAUAGCUAUCUGGCCUGCUUUUGGCUGGUAUUCUCCUGUCAUGGUAUUUGUAAUGUUUUUAGGAUAUUUAAAUACUUCAGCAUUUCUUCCAUCAAAUGGAAUUGGCUCUGUACUAUUUGGCUUAAUAUUUAUUGCUGCCUUUUACUCUCAUUAUUUUAUCCCACACGACGGACAUUUACAUUCUAACUGAUAUUUUGAAUUUAUUUUCAUUUGUAGAAUUUUUAAAAAAUCAAGAAGAAUUUAAUUAUUUUAUUCUGUAUAUAAAAUCAUUUGUAUUUAUGCAUAUUUUUAAAAGCCAUAACAUUUCAUUAAAAUAUUAAAAUUUAAAACAAAUUUAUAAACGCCUAAAUAAAUAUUAAAGUCACUGUAAAAACUAUUGA